Mya arenaria is the source of this 1526-nucleotide messenger RNA. RefSeq names its product neo-calmodulin-like. Lineage: Eukaryota; Metazoa; Mollusca; Bivalvia; Myida; Myidae. The transcript has 6 exons. The record is from RefSeq and is a predicted model, not a curated record. Gene Ontology annotation, cellular component: myosin II complex. Gene Ontology annotation, molecular function: calcium ion binding. The coding region runs from base 105 to 587 and encodes 160 amino acids.
GUUAUUUUACGCCUCGUGGUCCUCUUUUGUAUUAUUGUUUUUCAAAUUUAUUAUUACUGCAACAUGUAAUGCACAUUAUUUGAGAUUUAAACGGACGUAUCGAGAUGGGUGAUGAUUUGGACGAGCAUCACAUCGAGCAUAUACCAGAACAAAUCGUUGAAGAGUUUCGAGAAGCGUUCGGCCUAUUUGACCGAGACGGGGAUGGAACAAUAAGCGUUCAAGAGUUUGUCGAUACUCUCCGAUCUCUUGGGCAAGAGCCGUCACAGAUGGAGAUCGACGAAAUGAUUCAUAAAAUCGACAGAAACGGCGAUGGAGUAAUCGAUUUUGAAGAAUUUAAACGUCUUAUGUACCACAAAAUGAAGCACACGGACGGAUCUGAAGAAAUAAAAGAUUUCUUCCUGGUAUUAGAUAGAGAUAGUUCAGGUUAUUUCACUGCAGAUGAUCUGUACAAGGUUAUCACUGGUGUUGGUGAAAUGAUAUCACUCGAGGAAACAAUUGAGCUUGUAGCCGCGACGGGGACAAAAGAUAAAGGACAAGUUAAUUAUGAAGAAUUUUGUGACCUGGUGAAAAUGAUUAUUACUAGAUGAGUGUCGAGCGGUGGGUGUGAUGGACAAUCUUAGAGAAGUGAUAAAUUUGCUUAAAUUUGUCUGGUUGUCUACCUUCUAUAAAACGAAUAGAAGUGCGCAAAAGGUAGGGGUAGGUCAUCCAGUCCACGCUUAUAUAUAUAUUUGACCGCAGAAUUGUAUGUUUUAAUUAUUUUAUGUAAAGUCAUAAGUACUUCGUUUGAUUGGAAUACAUGUAUUAUUUAUUUUAUUUCCUUCUUUCAAGAUAUGAAGGUAAUUCCAUCAAGAUUCAUAUGAGCAUUUGUUGUAUAGCGCUGUUUAAAGUCGCUCUAGUGAUCUUGAUGAGUGCCCCAUGGCCCUAACAUAGACAUUGAUACCAAGUUUGCUAUAUGGAAAACAUACUUUAAUAAGGGAGGAAGCGGGCUAAAUUUUGUCCCAUUUUAGGGUCAGAGCUUGCAUUUUCUUGCGCAAUUGUUAUAUUUGUAUACUAGCUGUACUUUGUCAAUCCAAACAUAAUUGUUAAUGAGUUGUGUUCGUCUUUGCUUACUGUUAGUGCAAUUAAUAAUUGAAAAAUAUAUUUUUUGAGAAACUUAGUAACCACGUUCGAAUCCCUCAGCACGCUUACUCUUUUUUAUUCAUAUGUAAAUAGCAUAUCAAUUUUGCAAUAUCAAUACAAAACAUGGUUCAUCAUAUACAGAAGAAGAAAAAAAAUAUUAUCAAAUACCAUAUGACUUAAUGUUUUAACUAUGUUAAGCUUAUUUCUUGUCACGCCUUGCCAUGUUAGAUAUUGAAUUGUUGUGUUUAAUUUUAAUAUAAAAGUUUGUGCGCAUAAAUAUUUUUUCAAAGAGACAAACUUGUAUUUCAUGUUUAGUUGUUGUUGUUGUUUUUUUUGUUAUUUUUUUCAUAAGCACGUGAAAUUAGGUUCUAAUUUUCUUGAUCAUUGCAAAUAAAGAUCAUAGAAGC